AUGGAAUUAUCAAAAAAGUUUUUUUCAUUACCAUUAGAUGUUAAAAUGAAAUAUAAAAUUAAUAUUGGUGAAAGUGAAUCUAAUUUAGGUUAUUUUUCACUUGGUCAACAUGGAACAGAUUAUAAAGAGGAGACUAAUAAUAAUAAUAAAAAAAAUAAUAAUACAUCAAAAAGAAUAUCAGAAUUAUAUCCAACAAAAGAAGAAGAAGAGCUAUAUGAUAUUGUAGGAUUUAAAGAUACUUGUGAAACUUUUAUGAAAUGUUUAAAUCGAUUUAGUAUUGAGUUGAUGGGAUUGAUCACAAUAAAUUUAAAUUUACCAGAAGAUUAUUUUAAUGAUUUAUAUUUAAAUCAUCCACAUUUUAAUUUAGGUUUAUUAAAAUAUAUGUCAUUUGAUGAUGAUGGUAAUGGUAAUGGUAAAAUUACUAAAUUUGGUAAUGAACCUCAUUGUGAUUGGGGUUUAUUUACAUUACUUUAUCAAGAUGAUGUUGGUGGUUUACAAGCUUUAUCAAAAUCAACUGGUCAUUGGAUAAAUGUCAAACCAAUUAGUGGUUCACUCAUUUUCAAUAUUGGUAAUGUGAUGGAAAUCAUUACAAGAGGUUAUUACAUUUCAAUGUUUCAUCAAGUAAUUUAUAAUACAUCUGGUAGAGAUCGUUAUUCAUUCCCAUUCUUUUUUAAUCCUCAACUUGGUAAACCAAUAGUUCCAAUAAAUAAUUUAGAAACAACAACGACAACAACAAUAACAAAAAUUGGAAAUUAUAUAAAAGAUCCAAAUAUAUUAAAUUUCAAAGGAACUUAUAAUGAUUAUCAUAACAUUGAAAUGAAUAAAUUGUUUAAAAAACAAAAUUAA
Dictyostelium discoideum AX4 is the source of this 846-nucleotide messenger RNA. RefSeq lists its product as hypothetical. Lineage: Eukaryota; Evosea; Eumycetozoa; Dictyosteliales; Dictyosteliaceae. The transcript is spliced from 2 exons. The record is from RefSeq and is a predicted model, not a curated record. The coding region runs from base 1 to 846 and encodes 281 amino acids.